AUGGCAACUUCAAAGCGUUCUUGUCGCAAUGACAAGGCAAACUAUACAAAACGGCGGUUAUUUUCGAACUCCUAAUUCCUUCAACAUUUUAAAUGGAAGACUGUUGAACUAUUAGAUACAGAUAGUCUAGCUCUGUUUCAGAAAAGUAGAUGUCCAAAACAGUUACCUAGUCUAAAACGGGCGUGAAUAUAUCUACAGUCCCUUUGUAAAUUCAUUCCUUCACCGUGAGGAUUAUAAGGUAGGAAAGAUCAGAUAUUCACAAGAGGAAAAAUAAAAUUAAUUUUAAUUUAACUAGACCAAGUUUUGCCGCCUUAAUCUGCAGGUGUUGCAAAAUAAGGCGGCAAAACUUGUUCUAGAUAAACCAUUGUACUCUUCUGCAACCGAUGCUCUCAAUCAGCUCGGCUGGCUAAAUUUAAAACAACGCAGGCACUUCCAUCGCUGCUUGUAUGUUUAUAAAUGCGUGAAUGGAACUACAUCUAACAAAUUGGAAUUAUCUAGAAACAGCAAUGUACAUAGAUAGAACACUCGUUGCAAAGAUCAUCCUAGACUUCCAUCAGUUAAACGGAACUGAGGUAAACAAAGAACCUGUUAUCAUGCCUUGA
Messenger RNA from Pocillopora meandrina, 602 nucleotides. The record is from the annotation of a GenBank genome assembly. Lineage: Eukaryota; Metazoa; Cnidaria; Anthozoa; Scleractinia; Pocilloporidae.